ACCCACUACAGCGCCCUUGGACUGGCUCCAAACGCACCCCUCGAAGUAAUACGCGCCGCCUACAAAGCCCUUGUACUUCUCUACCAUCCUGACAAGAACCUACAUCGCACGUCUUUAGAGCGCAUCUCUCAUGCUGCUGCAUUCAGAGACAUCCAACAAGCGUACGAUGUACUGAUGGACCCUUCCCUGAAAGCCGCCUACGACGCCGAACCGUCUCAACACUAUACCGAUUCAGAUGCUCCACCAACAUCGAAGCGUAGAACACCUGUCAAGCUAACAACCCCUGAAGAGAAGGCUGUGAUGACAACCAAAGCGCGUCAACAGAUUCAACACCUGCGCGAACAACGAGCCAAGCGUGACAUCGAAGAGUCAGAGCUAGAUGUUGGAAGCCUCAGGAGUAUGAUCCGUGUCUGGAAGGGCCUCGCAGAGGAGAACAGCCCUGAUCCGCCUAUGAAGGCUCACUGCACAAUCCGAGCCCAUGAGUAUGAACAGAAGCUAGCAGAACGAGAUCGACAGCAUGAAGAGUGGCUGGCGAAGAUGGCAACUACUAACCAUGUACCAUCAACGCCCGCGCUGAAAAUUCAACGUGCCGUAACGUCAUCUUCUUCUCGAGUGCAGGCUAUAAUGACUGCUUCACCCACAGCAUUUCCAACACCAACCCCUGCUAUACGUCCACAACGCGCGCUACCGCGUAAGCAUACAGAAGUAGAACGGGUAGCGGCAGACGGAGCACGCGCUGAAGGUCGCACAACAGCGAAAGCCUUUCACAAUACAGCUAAACCAGCUAUGCAGGACAGAAAAGUUGCCUCGGUCCUAGCCGAGAAAGGGAAACGGCCAGCAAGCAUCCAAGGGCAGGCUAGAGGAGGCGCAGGACGGAUUUCUGUGGUUCGAGCUAAAGCUAGCUCCGGACCA
Molecule: messenger RNA, 912 nt
Organism: Cucurbitaria berberidis CBS 394.84
Lineage: Eukaryota; Fungi; Ascomycota; Dothideomycetes; Pleosporales; Cucurbitariaceae
Product: DnaJ-domain-containing protein
Exons: 1
Source: RefSeq, a predicted model, not a curated record